UAUUUUUUUUUUUUUUUUUUUUACCCACAUAUGCACAGGGGUAACAACAUUUUGUUUACUUGCUUUUAGUUUGCAUACUGUCAUGUACUUUAGCUAUGGUUAUUUAAAUAGGUUCACAUUUUAAGCAGCCAUAACUGAGGCUUUUCUUUUACUCCACACACUUUUAUGUCAUUUAUAACUGAAUAAGUGCGUGUUAACGGUGAAUGUGUCUUUGCUGCAGCUGCUUCGACGCUCUACCGUCCCGGGAAACUCUGAGAAGCAGCCGCAGCGUUUAAUGAGCUCCAUUCAUCUGGACCAGCAUGACAGGAGAUUUUUCCCUCUUGUUGUAGAUUGACGUAACAACAUGGCAAUGAAAGGAUGCGUUUUCGAACGCUUUGUGAAAGUCUCAAUGCUUGUAUAGUCACCAGGGGGCAUGCACACGUCAGUGCAGCGCGAGGAAACAUUGUAACAUUCCAACAUUCCAAACCGCGUUACAUUGUUACAUCGGAUCGGAGAAAAGCGUUUGAAUGGAACUCGAUGUCCAGCGGUACUAGGAGCAGCUCGUCUCGCAGUCUGUAUUGCGGGAGGGUUCCUGCCCCCCCCCUCCAUCUCUCCGGCUGUUGUUGUGAAUUGAUCUAACAUGGCGACUGUACCCGUGUAUUGCAUCUGCAGAUUACCGUACGACGUAACCCAGUUUAUGAUCGAAUGCGACGCCUGCAAAGACUGGUUUCACGGCAGCUGUGUGGGAGUGGAUGAAGAUGAAGCACCAGACAUUGACAUCUAUCACUGUCCAAACUGUGAAAAGACCCACGGCAAAUCCACCUUGAAAAAGAAAAAGAGCUGGAAUAAGCAUGACACGGGGCAAAGUGGAGAUGUCAAACCAGUUCAGAACGGCAGUCAGGUGUUCAUCAAAGAGCUACGCAGCAGGACAUUUCCAAGUUCAGAAGAUGUUGUGAUCAAGCUGUCCGGGAGUCAGCUGACUUUGGAUUACCUGGAGGAGAAUGGAUUCAAUGAGCCCAUUCUGAUUCAGAAGAAAGAUGGUCUGGGGAUGGCCAUGCCUGCACCCACGUUCUACAUCAGUGAUGUGGAAAACUAUGUUGGGCCCGAUGUUGUUGUAGAUGUUGUCGAUGUAACCAAACAGACCGACAGCCAGAUGAAGUUAAAAGAAUUUGUCGAUUAUUACUACAGCACAAACAGAAAGAAAGUAUUAAAUGUGAUCAACCUGGAGUUUUCAGACACAAGAAUGGCCAGUAUUGUGGAGAGUCCGCAAAUAGUUCGUAAGUUAUCUUGGGUGGAAAACUACUGGCCUGAUGACGCAUUGUUGGGAAAGCCCAAAGUGUCCAAAUACUGUCUUAUCUGUGUAAAAGACAGCUACACAGACUUCCAUAUCGAGUGCGGCGGUGCCUCUGUAUGGUAUCACGUACUUAAGGGAGAGAAAAUAUUCUUCCUGAUCAAGCCCACCUCUGCCAACCUGUCUCUGUACGAGCGCUGGAGGUCCUCCUCCAAUAACAGCGAGAUGUUCUUCGCCGACCAGGUGGACAAGUGUUACAAGUGCUCGCUGAAACAAGGGCAAACUCUCUUUAUUCCAUCAGGAUGGAUUAAUGCAAUACUGACUCCUGUAGACUGCUUAGCCUUCUCUGGGCAUUUUGUCCACAGUCUGAGCGUAGAGAUGCAAAUGAGAGCAUAUGAGGUGGAAAAAAGACUGAAGGUUGCCAGUCUCACUCCGUUUCCAAACUUUGAAACAGCAUGUUGGUAUGUGGGGAAAUACUACUUGGAGCGGUUUAAAGGUUUACAUAAGGCAAACAAACAGCCACCUCCCUACUUGAUACAUGGUGCCAAAAUUGUCAAUGGAGCAUUCAGAUCAUGGACAAAAAAACAGGCACUUUUAGAACAUGAGGAUGAGCUCCCAGAAAACAUGAAGCCAGCACAGCUCAUUAAAGACCUUGCCAAAGAGAUUCGGAUUUCAGAGAAUGCAACAAAAGCCAUAAAGAGUGAGCCCAGCAACUCCAAGCCCCCAGCAGAAGAACCCCCAUCGGCUCUAUCAGACUCUGAAGAGCCCAUGUCCCCUGCCCACAUCUCCAGUCCCCAGCCAGCCAGGAAGAAAGCCACAAGGCCACCAAAACCUCCCAAACCACCCAAAAUGCCCAAGGCGCCCAAGCCACCAAAAGUACCCAAAAUAAAAGAGGGUGGCAAGAAGAAAGGAAAGAAAGCAAAAGAAGGCAUUUUACCUGAGAAAAAGCCCUCAAGUCUGGCAGCUCUUGAAUCCCAUGCGAAGGACAUCCUGAGCAAGAUGGAUCAACCCAAAAAAGUGGCAAAGACUGGGUUUAGUAUUUUGGAAAAAGAAACAAAUAAACCAAACGACGUGGAGAAGUUUGAGAUGAUUCGAGAACACAAUAAGAACAAGACAGAGGCAAAAUGGAAAUAUAAGAACAGCAAACCUGAUUCGUUAUUAAAAAUGGAAGAAGAGCACAAAUUUGACAAAACCCCUCUCAGCUAUAAAGACAAUAAAUUUGCCUUUUCAAUGUCGAAUAAGAAGUUGUUGGGAUCAAAGACACUCAAGCCCCAGACCAACUCCAGUGUUUUUGGUUCAAUACAAAACAUUAAGGAAGAAAAGCCCAAGCCUGUGAAAGACGAGUACGAGUAUGUUUCAGAUGAAGGGGAGCUUAAGAUUGAUGAAUUCCCAAUCCGGAGAAAAAAGAAUGCAGUCAAAAGAGAGUUUUCCUUUUUAUCAAACAUCAAAGAGCCCAUUCAGCCAUCAAAAAAGCCAAAGUUACAAUCGUCGGUCAUAAAGAGUCCUGAUUCGUCCGAUGAAGAAUCGCUCCACAUAGACACGGAGGCCAAGACAGAGGUCAAAGGUCGUAAUUCCAAGGUCUCUAAGAAGAAAGGGGGCAGUUCAGCUGGCAUUCUCGACCUACUACAGGCCAGCAAACAAGUGGGCGGCAUUGACUACAGUAACAACAGUCAGCCACCUGCAUCCCCCAGUACACAGGAGGCCAUCCAGGGCAUGUUGUCCAUGGCUAACCUGCAGUCGUCAGACUCGUGUUUGCAACCCACCUGGAGCAACAGCCAGGCUAAGAACAACUCCCAUAGCAGUGCGGCCAACAAAAAGCUGAGUGGCGCAGCUGGAGGAGGCGGCAACAGCAAACGACCGGCCAAACGUUUGCCCAAGAAGACACAAAAGAGCAGCAGUUUGGACAGUUCCGACAUGUUCGAUGAUGACCAGGACCACUUGGAUGCUUGCUUUAAGGAUUCCGAUUAUGUUUAUCCAUCUCUGGAAUCUGAAGAGGACAACCCCAUUUUCAAAUCCAGAUCAAAAAAAAGGAAAAACACAGAUGACACUCCAUACAGUCCGACAGCACGAGUUGGGCCCACAGUACCACGACAGGAAAGACCAGCUCGAGAGGGGGCACGAGUGGCAUCUAUAGAGACAGGACUGGCAGCUGCAGCAGCUAAAUUAUCUCAUCAGGAGGAGCAGAAGAUCAAGAAGAAGAAAAAGAGUACCAAAAAGAAGCCCAUGGCUGUAGAGGAACCCCACAAACUCUCUCAGGACAGCAGCUCUCCAGAACCCACCCCGGACUCUGAGAGCAACCUGGCUGACCACGAGUACAGCACUGGAACGGCCAAGACUGCUGGCGGCUCGCAACCCAUGGCUCCCGGAGUCUUCCUCAGCCAGAGGCGGCCUUCCUCAUCAUCAUCGUCUCAGAACACCUCAUCUAUCCCACCAGCUAAAGUCGAACGUGGGAACUCGACAGACGCCAAGGCCAAGCGGCUAAAGAAAGGAAUGGCAACGGCCAAACAGAGACUUGGAAAAAUCUUAAAGAUUCAUCGUAAUGGCAAGCUGCUGCUGUAACAUGGACAAAGGGGCGCUCGAGACUUUCUCCUGAAGUGUAUGGACCCCGUGGACUAGCCUGACCUGAGCCCACCCUCCCCCGGUGAGCUGGGAUGAGAGCAGUGAGAACUGAAACGCGAGAGGAAUCCCACACAUUUUCAAUUUCUAAGAAGAACAUAGCUCAGAUAGGUUUUUGCCUUUUCUUUUACUUUCUAACUUUCAGAUAUGACAAAUGUACAGAAUACCUGCUAUUAAUAUUUUGUAAGAAGAAUUUGUCUUGUUUUACUACGGUUAUCAGUUUAUCAGGGGUUGCUAAUAUAUUAUAAGAUACAGUACAUAGCAGUCAUUCCAAGAUAAAGAAAGUAUCCCUUGCAUGUGUCCGGUUGCAUGCAUUGUUUUGGAGGGGGUUGGUUUGGGGUUGCAAACAUGAAGUUCAUUACUGCUUUUUGGAUGUGGCUUAUCAUUGUCUUUUUUUUAAUAGGUAUUACUAAAGAGAGGACGAUUUUUACAAUAACUGCCCAGGUGAUUUUAAUACCCCCUCAUUUGAAACUUACUUUCCUUAAGCCAAAAAACAUCUUUUAUAUGCAUUACUACCUACAUGGGACAAUAAUAAAAACAAAACAAAAAACAGAGUACUUUUCUGUUUGCUAAGCACUAUCACGGAUAAUAUUUAUUAACCUAUUAUACUUGUACAUCUCGUAGGUAGAAAAGCCAGAAGGCACUUACAAAACAUCAGUGAAGCACAAAAAUGAAAUGAUAUUGUACGUAAUGUUAAAUAUCAAACUGCUACUAUUAAAAAGACAACUGUAGCUCUUCAUUGAAUGGCUGUUUUUCUUUUUUCUUUUCUUUUAAUAACACAGUUUUUACAAAUAUAGGAAAAAAUCUGUUUUUAUUGCAUAUUUUGACAAAUCAUUACAUGCAUAUCGAAUCUGAAAUAUCUCAUAAUUUCCCCUGGCUUUUCUAGCAGUUAAGUUUAUCCCAUGAAUUACAAUGUCAUAGUAAAUCUGUAAUCUUUUAUUUCUAAUUUUUGUUUUUAAACAUUGACUCAUUUUAUGUCAUCCUGUUAUUGUUUGACAGUGUAGCUCUUAUUACGGUUCUAUUCUAUGUUAAAAAAACACUCGCAAAAAAUGCAACACUACGUAAGUGGGAUCUAAGCACUGGUGAUAAGCCUCAUCCAUGACAUUACACUACACGGGGAUACUUUCUCACUUCUUUUUGUGUUACAGGCAGCACCAGGUCCCCUAGAAUGAAAUAUGCAUUUAUAUUGCUUCACAGUACAGUAUGUAGAAUGUAGCCUGUACAUAGCUUUUUAAAAGACUACUUUUUGUAUCCUUUUUUCCUUAAUAC
Messenger RNA from Myxocyprinus asiaticus (Chinese sucker), 5155 nucleotides. RefSeq names its product lysine-specific demethylase phf2. Gene Ontology annotation, biological process: regulation of transcription by RNA polymerase II; protein demethylation. Gene Ontology annotation, molecular function: histone demethylase activity; transcription coregulator activity. Bases 620 to 3829 code for a protein of 1069 amino acids. The transcript is spliced from 22 exons. The record is from RefSeq and is a predicted model, not a curated record. NCBI's taxonomy places the organism in Eukaryota, Metazoa, Chordata, Actinopteri, Cypriniformes, Catostomidae.